CCUCAUCCCGGUUCUACCGAUCGGCGGAUCCGCUUCUCCGGUCAGAAUCCCUGCACAGACCGGACACAGAUGAGGCAUGGCGGCUCUGUUCGGCAGGAUCCAGAUCGGCAUCUAUGUGGAGAUCAAGCGCAGUGACGGCCGGAUCCACCAGGCCAUGGUGACGUCUCUGAAUGACCACAAUGACAGCGUGACGGUGGAGUGGAUUGAGAAUGGAGACACCAAAGGGAAGGAGGUGGAUCUGGAGAGCGUCUUCAGCCUGAAUCCAGAUGUGGCUCCAGAAGAAGAGAUCCUGCAGAGCCCAGAGACACCUCCACCACUCAUGUGCAGUGCUGCCAGGCCCAACAAGAUCCCGCAGAGCAAGAAUCGUCGAGCAGCAGCGCCUGUGAAGAGCGAAACGCCAGCGAAGGAUAACCGAGUGACUGUAGGAACGACUCGAGCGCGGCCGAGCCAGCAGACCGAACCUCCAGCAGCGCCCGCGCCUCCUAUGAACAUACAACAGCAGACACUGCAGCAGCAGAACGCUCGCAGGAAGUCCAACUGUGUGAAGGAAGUGGAGAAGCUUCAGGAGAAGCGGGAGAAACGACGAUUACAGCAGCAGGAGCUGAGAGAGAAACGAGCGCAGGAGGUCGACGCCACCACCCCCAACUAUGAGAUCAUGUGUAUGAUACGAGACUUCAGAGCAAGUCUGGACUACCGGCCGCUGACCACUGCAGACCUGAUUGAGGACCACCGGAUAUGCGUGUGUGUGCGGACGAGGCCUCUGAAUAAAAAAGAGCUCAGCAUGAAGGAUCUGGACGUCAUCACCAUCCCCAGUAAGGAUGUGGUGAUGGUGCACGAGCCCAAGCAGAAGGUGGACCUGACCCGAUACCUGGAGAACCAGACCUUCCGCUUCGACUACGCCUUCGACGACACCUCCACCAACGAGAUGGUGUACAGGUUCACUGCGCGGCCGCUGGUGGAGACAGUGUUCGAGAGAGGAAUGGCCACGUGUUUCGCAUACGGGCAGACGGGCAGUGGGAAAACUCACACCAUGGGUGGAGAUUUUUCUGGGAAGAACCAGGACUGUUCCAAAGGCAUCUACGCUCUCGCUGCGCGGGACGUUUUCCUGAUGUUGAAGAAACCGAUCUAUAAGAAACUGGACCUGCAGGUGUUCGCCACCUUCUUCGAGAUCUACAGUGGGAAAGUGUUUGAUCUGCUGAACCGGAAGGCAAAGCUGCGAGUGCUGGAGGAUGGAAAGCAGCAGGUGCAGGUGGUGGGACUGCAGGAGCGAGAGGUCAGGUGCACUGAGGAUGUGCUCAAACUCAUCGAGAUGGGCAACAGCUGCAGGACGUCGGGUCAGACCUCCGCUAAUGCGCACUCGUCCCGCAGUCAUGCAGUGUUCCAGAUCAUCGUGCGCCGGCGAGGGAAGCUGCACGGAAAGUUCUCUCUGAUCGAUCUGGCGGGAAACGAGCGCGGCGCCGAUACGUCCAGUGCAGACCGACAGACCCGGCUGGAGGGAGCCGAAAUCAACAAGAGCCUGCUGGCGCUCAAGGAGUGCAUCAGGGCUCUGGGUCGAAACAAACCUCACACUCCAUUCAGAGCCAGUAAACUGACCCAGGUGCUGCGCGACUCCUUCAUCGGGGAGAACUCUAGGACCUGUAUGAUCGCCACUAUUUCUCCAGGGAUGGCAUCAUGUGAAAACACUCUGAACACUCUCAGAUACGCCAACAGGGUGAAGGAGUUUGGCAUCAGCCCGUCUGAUAUCCCCUUCUCUCAGAGCAGCGGUGCGCGUUCAGAUCUCUCUCCCACAGACGAAUACGGCGAUUCCUGCAGGAUGAAGGAGCUGGUCCUGGACCCCGGGGUGCUGCCAGACAGUCGGGUUGGGUCUCAGCUCGAGGUUAUGGAGGCACAGUGGGGAAUGGGGAGCUCACCACAGAGAGACGAUCUCAAACUGCUCUGUGAACAAAACGAAGAGGAAGUGUCCCCGCAGCUCUUCACCUUCCAUGAGGUGGUGUCUCAGCUGGUGGAGAUGGAGGAGCAGGUGUUGGAGGACCACCGCGCCGUGUUCCAGGAGUCGAUCCGUUGGCUGGAGGAUGAGAAGGUUCUGCUGGAGAUGACGGAGGAGGUGGAUUAUGAUGUGGAGUCGUUCGCCACGCAGCUAGAGCAGAUCCUGGAUCAGAAGAUCGACGUGCUGAUUGAGCUCAGAGAUAAAGUGAAGUCGUUCCGCUCAGCCCUGCAGGAGGAGGAGCAGGCCAGUAAACAGAUCGACCCCAAACGCCCGCGAGUGCUCUGAGCAAUCCCAGCAUGCCUGGUGCCGGCUGAUGCAUGAGCUGUACAUACUGCAAACUUUCUCUGUACAUAUAUAUAAAUAUAAAGAUGAACUGUGUGUUAGAGGAACAGGCUCACUGUCAACAGACAGAGCUGAUUACUGUAAAUCUACAGGUUCAUGAGUGAAGGAGAUGCUCCAACACCAGUACUCUGCAACACACACUCAUGCUUUUAACAUGGCUUUAUUUUAUUAUUAUUUUAAAAUCUAAAUAGUUUUUACAUUUGUAAUAACAUUUCUGUCAUUUUUAAUUGUCAAUAGCUUAUUUUUCUUUGUGUGUUUUGGUGAAGCAGCAGGGCACAGGUCUGACAGAUUUGCUCAAAUAUUCACAUAUAAAAGAUGAAAUAAUGUAAAGAUCUUCAGGAGAGAGUAAAACACUGCACUAUUUCAGCUGCUGAGUCAAAAUAACCUGUGAAGAUCACAGUAUCAUUGAUUUUAGAGCUGACAUUGGGAUUUGCUUUUUUGAAGUAUUGCUGAUGUUCACAUGUACUGCUGACAGUUAGUUUUUUUUGUUUGCCUCAAAUGACCCUUAAAAACAUUGAAAUGACUUUGAAAUCACUGUUUGAAGAAAGCAAAAGUCUAAUGAAGUUGCUCUGCUGCUCCGUCUUUCUGUCAGCAGAGGAUCCUGAAGUCAGUGUUUUCUUUACAGCAGAAGGGAAUGUCCUGUUUACAGUGUUAUUUACUACCGCAUCAGUGUUUUUAUAACCGCUGUCCAUGACUCGGUCUCACUGCAGCGGCACUCUGUGAUAAACAGACUCUGGAUCAGUGUUUCAGUGUGCUAAAGUAAAGAGCAUUUGGAAAA
Molecule: messenger RNA, 3107 nt
Organism: Danio aesculapii
Lineage: Eukaryota; Metazoa; Chordata; Actinopteri; Cypriniformes; Danionidae
Product: kinesin-like protein KIF2A
Exons: 21
Coding region: 77-2272 (731 amino acids)
Biological process (GO): microtubule-based movement
Molecular function (GO): microtubule binding; microtubule motor activity; ATP binding
Source: RefSeq, a predicted model, not a curated record